Molecule: messenger RNA, 430 nt
Organism: Drosophila sechellia
Lineage: Eukaryota; Metazoa; Arthropoda; Insecta; Diptera; Drosophilidae
Product: male-specific sperm protein Mst84Dd-like
Exons: 2
Coding region: 124-336 (70 amino acids)
Source: RefSeq, a predicted model, not a curated record
UGUACAAGUUCUAUGUGAGGAAACAUCAGUUUUCAUCUUUCCCUCAAACCAAGAACAUCAAAAUUUGAGCUCUAUUCCAAGCUUUUCAGGUUCAGCACUUUUUUUCAUAAAAUUUUAAAAACCAUGGGCUGUACACCGGGCGGACCUUGCUGCGGAUCUUGUGGACCGUGUUGCGGACCCUGUUGUGGACCCUGUUGUGGACCUUGCGGGCCCUGCUGUGGCCCCUGUGGACCGCGUUGUGGUCCUUGCGGACCAUGUGGACCUUGCGGACCUUGUGGUCCGUGCUGUGGCCCUAUGGAAAAACGAAAUGGCCUUCAGCGGUGCUGUCCUUUUUAGCUGUGAUUUCCCGAAAAAGCAACCAAACAGUGUCCAAAAAAAGAUUUCAUUAGUCUAUUGUGACAAAUAAAGGGGAACUAUGAAAACUAUCAAA